ACCGCAAAGUUUCCCCUCUUUCGAGAACAAUUUCUCCCGGCCUCUCCUCCGACGACUGAGCCUUCAGCCUGGGAACGACGGCGCCGCCGCCUGCGUCCAUUUGCCAUGUUCUCAGCCUUUAUCCGCCGGGUCAACGCCAUCAAAAAGCGCAUCCCGAUCUUAAACUCGCUGCAACUCGACUUUAUCUUUAUGCACUAUACCUAUAUCAUUUCCUGGAUUAUCCUCUGCUCCGUUAUACUCUUCGCCGGUGGAAAUAUCGCCUACAUCGAUGCCCUUUUCUUGUCGGCCGGCGCCAGCACCCAGAGUGGUCUGAACACCGUCAACCUGAACGAGCUCUACACAUACCAGCAAAUCGUCCUAUGUCUGAUAACAUGUCUCUGCACCCCGAUUUUCAUCCACGGUGCUCUCGUUUUCAUCCGUCUAUAUUGGUUUGAGAAGCGUUUCCAGAAUGUGGUCAGGGAUGCACGUGCGCUGCGCACUACUCGCUCGCGCAUGGAUACUGUGAGCCAGGGUAAGAACAGCCAGGAUAUAAAUCGUGCGGAGCUUGGUGUGAGUGGUCGGUCGAUAGUGGUGCUUCGAAAUGACUCCGGGGACGCACGUGAAAGCCGUCUGCCAGAUCCCACCGCCCCCCAAGUUGAUGGAUCGUCGGAUUCCGAAUCGCCCACGUCCAAGGAGGCCACAAACCAAUCUACCCCGGAAACCUCCCAAAAUGAUAUUGGGAGUCGGUUCGGGCUGGGUAACUUGCGAUUGCCGACUCAGCUGAGUCCGGAGCAUCACAUCGCGUUUGUGGAAAACCAGCGAAAGAACAAAGGUGCUUUGCGCAUUCCCAGUCCUCGCGAAUAUGAUCGCGGUGGUGUGCCGGAGGAUCUUGAAGAUGGUGGUGGAGAUGAGGGAGAAAAUGAUCAGACCAACGAGCCUGUCCCUCCUCGAUCCCGAAGGCCGAGCUCUGGAUCUUCUGAAGAUGACCAGGUUCCUCCCAUGGAAGGGCCGCAUAUCACCAUCAAUGAGCCCGACUUCACUCGAACUCGUACGCGUGGAAACACAUUCGCACGCUUGGAUACUCGGCCGACUAUGCGUGAUACAAUUACCAAAGAAGUAAAUGACGCCAACGACGAUGACGCUGGGCUAGGCCCGUCCAACACAAGAAAUACCGUCCGAGGAAUUUGGCGAUCUCUGACACAUGAAAGAGAGCGGACUACCCAGCCGUAUCUUAGUUGGAACGCCACUGUGGCCCGAAACUCGAACUUCGUCGACCUGACCGAGGAGCAACGUGACGAGCUGGGCGGUAUUGAGUAUCGCGCUCUCAAAACUCUCGCGGUUGUGCUCAUCUCCUAUUAUGUUGGAUUCCAUCUUCUUGGUCUAAUUAGUCUGAUCGGUUGGAUCAUGACAGAGGACAAAUGGGGUAAUGUCAUCAGGGCAGACGGUGUUGGCCGUCCUUGGUGGGGAAUUUUCACUGCUGCCUCUGCUUUCAACGAUCUUGGCUUCACUCUCACGCCCGAUUCCAUGUACUCUUUCCAAACCGCCAUCUUCCCCUUGCUUCUCAUGGCGUUCUUGAUCAUCAUUGGUAACACGGGUUUCCCUUGUAUGUUACGACUGAUGAUCUGGGUUUUGUCAAAAUUCGCUCGCCAGGGAACUGCCCUCUGGGAAGAGCUGAAGUUCCUUCUCGACCACCCCCGUCGUUGUUUUACCCUUCUCUUUCCCCGAAAUGCCAGUUGGUGGCUUUUCGCCAUCCUCAUGGCCUUAAACUGCAUUGAUGUGAUCUUCUUCAUCAUUUUGGACUUAAAUGACUCCGCUGUGACAAAAUUCCCAGUAGGAAUCCGAGUUCUUGACGGCUUCUUCCAAGCCGCAGCAACUCGAACCGCCGGUUUCGGCAUCGUCAGUCUUUCAGACCUACACCCCGCGAUUCAGGUAUCCUACCUGAUCAUGAUGUACAUUUCCGUUUUCCCAAUCGCUAUCUCCAUGCGUCGUACAAACGUCUACGAAGAAAAGAGUUUAGGCAUCUACGGCUCCGGCGACGAAGACAACGACGACGAAAACCAAACAGCACCCAGUUACAUCGGCGCUCACUUGCGUCGUCAACUAAGUUUCGAUUUGUGGUAUGUUUUCCUCGGGCUAUUCGUCAUUGCCAUCGCCGAAGGCAGCCGUCUCGAAAGCUCAACGGACUAUAACUUCCAACUCUUCACUGUACUUUUCGAGGUCGUCUCUGCCUACGGUACUGUCGGGCUGUCAUUCGGAUACCCCGGCGUCGAUACAUCUUUCUCGGGCCAAUUCAACGUCGUCUCUAAACUCGUUAUUAUUGCUAUGCAGAUACGUGGUCGUCACCGUGGUUUGCCUUAUGCUCUUGACCGGGCUGUCUUGUUACCCUCUGACGCGCUCAACCGGCACGAAGCUGAAGAUUCGGAACGUCGUAUGCGUCGGCGUGCGUCGAAUCUUAGUGGUGCUGGGUCGUUGGGUCGUCCGUCAAGGACUUUCUCUUCGUCUCGUCCUGAUGCAGGUUUGACUUCUGGUUUGGAAUCGCAUGAUUGGCAGACCACUAACGGGGAUGCCCUCACUCAUCGCUCGGCGACUAUUCGGUCCAAUCGUUAG
Messenger RNA from Penicillium pulvis, 2586 nucleotides. Its product is annotated as potassium ion transporter. Lineage: Eukaryota; Fungi; Ascomycota; Eurotiomycetes; Eurotiales; Aspergillaceae. The annotation marks the transcript as partial. Gene Ontology annotation, cellular component: plasma membrane. Gene Ontology annotation, molecular function: high-affinity potassium ion transmembrane transporter activity. The transcript has 2 exons. Gene Ontology annotation, biological process: intracellular potassium ion homeostasis; potassium ion import across plasma membrane. The record is from RefSeq and is a predicted model, not a curated record.